Molecule: messenger RNA, 516 nt
Organism: Letharia columbiana
Lineage: Eukaryota; Fungi; Ascomycota; Lecanoromycetes; Lecanorales; Parmeliaceae
Exons: 2
Coding region: 1-516 (171 amino acids)
Source: RefSeq, a predicted model, not a curated record
AUGCCCUAUACGAGGAACAGUGGCCCUACGAGUGCAAAUGAUCCUUCAAGCGGAACUGAGAAUGAUCCUAACGGCGGCCAUUGCGGCCAAGCCUUGGGCUUCUCAUCCAGUUCUUCCCACACUUACGGUACUCCCAAUUACUAUCUUCAACAGCAAUCCACCAGUGGAUACCUAUACCCACAUGGGCAUCAAACCCUCAGGCCUCCUCCUCUCAACGCUGGCUAUCACUCCAGGGACAACUCUAAUUCUGGCUAUGCUACCAGAGUCCCUUCAGUGGCUAGCCCACAACCACAACAGAGCUAUCCAGUCCAGACCUACCCAGUCCAAAGCUAUCCAGUCCAAAGUUACCCAGUCCACAGCUAUGUUCCCAGUCGCCAGCUGGGCCCACAGAAAGCAGACCGUCCUGGUAUUGAGGUCGUUCAUACUGCUCAUCACCCCAAUUCCUUCAUCGCCUUCCGAGUACCCCUGUCUACACCCAAACUGCGGCCACAUAAGUUCUCGAGCUCACGAUCUUAA